Melopsittacus undulatus (budgerigar) is the source of this 3695-nucleotide messenger RNA. It is a transcript of the gene NUDT9, whose product is annotated as nudix hydrolase 9. The transcript is spliced from 11 exons. Lineage: Eukaryota; Metazoa; Chordata; Aves; Psittaciformes; Psittaculidae. The coding region runs from base 2267 to 3268 and encodes 333 amino acids. Gene Ontology annotation, molecular function: ADP-ribose diphosphatase activity. The record is from RefSeq and is a predicted model, not a curated record. Gene Ontology annotation, cellular component: mitochondrion.
UGCCUCCCUCGGGGAAGAACGAGUCAAGACGCGAGCUGUGCCAUUACCUUGCUGAUGUCCCACAGCACCAAUCUGCUCUGACGCUUGGCAAACUCCAAGGCUGUCCCUCUCCCUAUACCGUGGCCAGCACCUGUGAUGAGAACGAGCUCUCCACUGACAGACUUUCUCUUCACAGGGAUAAAAAGCUUCACAAACGCCUCUAAGUAGGAGUAGAUGAGCGUGACCACGAACAGGAGGAUUUCCACGAACAGAUUCAUGCUGUUGCUGACAGUCCUAUGGCUGUCGGACUGGACUUCAGCCUCUCCUGCUGAGGACGCGGGUUGCUGAUUCAGCAGCAGCCCUGCGGAGCACACACCGCCCCAGCGGUCAAUCACACCGCGCAGCUCCCCAGGCACCCCUCGGCUCCACGUUCCAGAAGAGAGCCCGCGGCUGCCUGAUCGGCUGCACCUCCCAGGGCCGCAACAGCCAAUCAGAGAGCGGCGUUUGGGAGGGGGCGUGACCAUCGGGAGGACAACCCAGUGGGCUGGAGGCGGUCAGGAUCGGCGGCGCUCAGUCAAUGAGAGGCGAGCUUGUCCUGAGGGCUGUAGUACGGAUGCUGUGCUGCUCCUCUGCCGUACCCUCGUGUCAGCCGGCAUCAAAGCAUGUUCUGGUGUAACAUUUGCUGCAGGUGGAAGAGAGACGGGAGUAGUGAUGCCGUUGUUCCCUCAGUUAAAUGCAAAAAACCGAGAGCUUCUGAGGCGCCCUUCACCUCUGCAUUUCAACUCUAUCUCAAAUGCUGCUGUGUGGCUGCCCAGCUGCUCAGUCUCCUGAAGUCCUUAAGCAGUUUUCUUCAGGAUCUGGAAUCUGUGCUCUGGCAAGAACACCUCCUCAGCAGAACAGCUACACUAGCUAUUAAAAUCAUGUGACAGGAGAAAUCUUGCUCUACGUGGCAGAGAGAAGAAGUAGAGUACUUUUGAUGCAAUUUUCCCAGCCUCUAUGACCUCAGUCUCUGGUGUUGACAUGAAGAAACAAACACUACUAAGCAGCAGCUCCUCUUUCUGAAACUACUCUGGGGCUGUUGGUUCAGAGGAACUGUUGUUCACAAGCCCAAGGGAAAUGGCAGUCUAUGAAGAAAAAGUGUUAACUUGUUCUCCCUCUCCUUCUGUAUAAACUGGUAGAGCAGGAAACUAAAAGGCACAAGUUCCCUCAGGAGUUGGACAUCUAAAGAGCAAACCUGCAAUGACAUGUGAUAUGCCAGAGCCUCACAGAAGAGGAAGAGAGUGGCUGCCAUCCACGAAACACUGAUUUCAUUCUCUGUACAGAAAUCAACAAGUGGGCAUAUUCCAGGGGCUAUCAUGAAUUGUAUACCAUGCCUCUUCUCUUGAUUUCCCAACCUUUCCAAAGAUGAAGCAUGUUUGGGUUCUCUCUGCCGUGCUCUGGAUACCACCUCGCCGAUUAGCACCGAGUGACUGUGGGACCCAGACACUGACAUCUCUGGUGCAAUGGGGAAUGUCCUGGGCUGGGGCUCAGCGUCCCCGUCCGUGAGCCUGCAGGAGCGACCGUAGCAGCAGGUGUGUGGAUGCAGUCGUGUGUCGCCCUUCCCGUGCUAUUAACCCCCAGUGCCUCCCUCGGGGAAGAACGAGCCAAGACGCGAGCUGUGCUAUUACCUUGCUGAUGUCCCACAGCACCAAUCUGCUCUGACGCUUGGCAAACUCCAAGGCUGUCACUCUCCCUACACCGUGGCCAGCACCUGUGAUGAGAACGAGCUCUCCACUGACAGACUUUCUCUUCACAGGGAUAAAAAGCUUCACAAACGCCUCUAAGUAGGAGUAGAUGAGCGUGACCACGAACAGGAGGAUUUCCACAAACAGAUUCAUGCUGCUGCUGACAGUCCGUUUAUUCCCGAACGGCGCGACGACAGCGCAGCGCCAGUGCCGAUCCGUGUGCGCUGCUGUCCGGCUCAGGGCCGGCACCACAGGGGCCUUCCGGGAGUGCCCCUCUCCGGUCGCAAGGGGGCUCCCGUGGCCCGCCUGAGCUCGCUCCGCCCGUCCUGUCAGUCACAGGCAGGGACAGCUGCCUCGCCGCGGCCUGCCCGCCUUGCCCAGCCCUGUCCACCCGGACUCGGGGGUCUCCUCGCCCCGCAGGGCUCCGUGAAAAGCGAAGACCGCAACAGCCGAGGCCAGGCAGCAAGCAGGGUGUGAGGAGCAGCCGCCGCCAGCGGCCCGACAAGCCACACCUCCCAGCGGCACAGCAACCAAUCAGAGAGCGGCGUUUGGGGGGCGUGUCUAUGGAGGGGACGAGCCGGAUGUUUGGAAGCUCUCCUGAUUGGUGGCUCUCACCCAAUGAGAGUAAUUUGUCUACAAACUGUUGGUCCCAUCUUCAACCUGUUAACAUGCUCAACAGUUAUAAUGUUAAGCUCUACCACAGCAAAGCUCUCACCUCCCCAUAUCCAGGGUCACACGUGGAGCGUAGCCAAGUUCCUGCAGAUAAAGUGGGCUGGCUGACUGAGUGGAAAGAUUAUAAUCCUGUGGAGUACACUGCAAAAUCUGUUUUGGCUGGACCCAGUUGGGCAGAUCCCCAGAUCAAUGAUAAAGGGUUUUCUCCCAAAUUCAAUGAAAGAGAUGGAGAAGUAGACAGGAAGAGUCUCAAUGGCACAUAUGUGGUUGAAAAUGGGAGGCCCCGAAAUCCGGUGGGAAGGACUGGCCUCACAGGCAGAGGAUUGUUAGGGCGCUGGGGACCAAACCAUGCUGCUGAUCCUGUUGUAACUAGGUGGAAGAGAGAUGGAAGUGGCAAUAAAAUUGCUCAUCCAGUUACUGGCAGAAACAUCUUGCAGUUUGUAGCUAUCAAGAGGAGAGACUGUGGGGAGUGGGCCAUUCCAGGGGGGAUGGUGGACCCAGGAGAGAAGAUUAGUGCUACACUCAAGCGAGAAUUUGAGGAGGAGGCCUUGAAUUCCUUGCAGAAAUCACCUGAGGAGAAAGCUGAAUUAGGAAAGCAACUCCACAAGCUGUUCAGCCAGGAACACUUUGUGGUAUACAGAGGAUAUGUGGAUGACCCUCGUAACACUGAUAAUGCCUGGAUGGAGACAGAGGCUGUGAACUAUCAUGAUGAAACUGGUGAGACAUUGGAUAAUUUGCCCCUGGAAGCAGGUGAUGAUGCUGGAAUGGUCAAGUGGGUUGACAUCAGUGAGAAGCUCAAGCUGUAUGCAAGUCAUAGCUACUUUGUUAAGCUUGUGACUGAGAAACGGGGAGCCCACUGGAGUGAGAAUCCUGGCCCUGAGUGCCAUGAGUGAUGUAAAUGAAGAACCAAUGAACACCAAGGGGAGAAUACGUUUUCCAGCUUUGAAAGAGAUGACACUGUCCUUUUCAGUGACAAUUCUACAAAAUUCACCUGGCAAAAACACUCUGCAAUGAUAAAUAGAGGCUUUUUCAGAGGCUUCAGAUUUCUUACCUAAUGUGAAAUGAUGUGAAUGUAGAACUGUUACCUUGUUUUGCUUUGUCUUCAUUAUUUGCAACCAUUUCAUAACAUCCGCCAAUCUGCAUGACAACACAGGGAUUCUGACUGGUUGUAGCUGAGAGGCUCUCCACUGUAGCUCUCUAUUUUUGUGCUCAUUUCUUGUCAAGUGUAUGAAUCCAUAAAGGAUGAGGGACUUGUGGGAGGAUAGCCUGAAUAAUAACUCGAUUGAAGUGCUACAUAAUAAAAUGACAUUUCUUUUCUGA